AUGGCGCCUGGUUCUAACUUGUGGACGAUAGCAAGGAGAGACCCGGGAGGGACGUUCACAGGUGGAGAGGGGGCACGUCCUUGCGCUAGGCUCCUCUUCCCUAAUAAGGGGGCCUCCAAAGCUCUCAGAUCUUCCUGUUUGAGGAGCCACUCGGAGGACGGUGUAGAGUUCAUGUAUGACGGGGAGUCGGGUGGACCGACGGCCAGGCAGCGAGCCGCGGGGUGGAGGAGCGAAGGCGCGGGGAGGAGGGGGGAAGGGCGGGAAGCGACCCGCAGGCAGCGCCCCGGGGCGGGUGGCGCGGGAAAGGGUCGUACCCGGGCGGAAGGGGCCGCAGGCCGGGGUUCGGCGCCCGCCGGGGGUUUGGGGACCGAGCUCUGCCGACUAGGUCAGCGGGACCCCGGACGCGGGGUCGGGGGCCGGCGGAGGGCGGGACGGGACGGGGAAGGAGAGGGAGCCGGGAGAGGAGGGGCGAGGGGCGGCGGCGAUGGAGCCGGGGGAAGCCCGGCAGGCACCGUCUCCUUCCGGAGAGGAGACCGGCUCCGGGCCCGGGAGCUGGCCGGGGCGUCCGAGGUGUACGUGGGGGUGAUGACCGCGCACAAGUACCUGGGCGGCCGCGCGCUGGCGGCGCAGCGGACCUGGGCGCGCUCCGUGCCCGGCCGCGUGGAGUUCUUCUCCAGCGAGCAGUCUGCCGGCUCCGCGCGCGGCCAGCCCGCGCUACCCCUGCCUGUUGUCGCGCUGCCUGGGGUGGACGACUCCUAUCCUCCGCAGAAGAAGUCCUUCAUGAUGAUCAAGUACAUGCACGACCACUACCUGGACCAGUACGAGUGGUUUAUGCGCGCGGACGACGACGUCUACAUCAAAGGCGAUAAGUUAGAAGAGUUUCUGCGAUCCCUGAACAGCAGUGAGCCUCUUUACCUAGGACAGACUGGCCUGGGGAACAUUGAAGAGCUUGGAAAGCUGGGGCUGGAACCCGGGGAGAAUUUCUGUAUGGGAGGACCCGGCAUGAUCUUCAGUAGAGAAGUGCUUAGGAGGAUGGUGCCACAUAUUGGCAAAUGCCUGCGAGAGAUGUACACGACUCAUGAGGAUGUGGAAGUAGGAAGAUGUGUUCGGCGCUUUGGUGGGACGCAGUGUGUCUGGUCUUAUGAGAUGCAGCAACUAUUCCAUGAAAACUAUGAGCACAACCGGAAGGGUUAUAUCCAAGACCUGCACAACAGCAAAAUUCAUGCAGCUAUAACUCUGCACCCCAACAAAAGGCCUGCGUACCAAUAUAGGCUGCAUAACUAUAUGCUGAGUCGUAAAAUUUCUGAGCUUCGACACCGCACUAUCCAGCUCCACAGGGAGAGUGCUCUGAUGAGUAAGCUCAGUAACACUGAGGUGAGCAAGGAGGACCAGCAGCUGGGAGUCAUGCCUUCUUUUAACCACUUCCAGCCUCGAGAGAGAAAUGAAGUAAUAGAAUGGGAGUUCUUGACAGGAAAGCUCCUCUACUCAGCUGCUGAGAACCAGCCACCUCGACAAAGCAUCAAUAGCAUCCUAAAAGCUGCACUGGAUGACACUGUCCUGCAAGUGAUGGAGAUGAUCAAUGAGAAUGCCAAGAGCAGAGGAAGGCUCAUUGAUUUCAAGGAAAUUCAGUAUGGAUACCGCAGAGUUAAUCCCAUGCAUGGAGUGGAGUACAUUUUGGAUUUAUUACUCCUCUACAAAAGGCACAAAGGAAGGAAACUGACUGUGCCAGUGAGACGUCAUGCUUAUCUUCAGCAGUUAUUCAGCAAGCCUUUCUUCAGAGAAAUGGAAGAGUUAGAUAUCAGUGGUCUUGUGGAAAGUAUCAAUAGUGACACUCAGCCAUUCUCCUUAAUAUCUAAUUCGCUAACAAUACUAUCUUCUCUUCCAGGGGCCAAAGAAAUGGGAGGUCAAAAUGAAAAGAAAAUACAUAUUCUGGUUCCCCUCGUUGGAAGAUUUGACAUUUUCUUGAGAUUCAUGGAGAACUUUGAAAAUACAUGUCUGAUCCCAAGGCAAAAUGUAAAGCUGGUCAUAAUCCUUUUCAGUAGGGAUUCUGGCGAAGAUUCUGACAAGCAUGUCGAGCUCAUACAAGAAUAUCAGAACAAGUACACUAAAGCAGAUAUAACCCUGAUUCCUAUGAAGGGAGAGUUUUCCAGAGGUCUGGGUCUUGAAAUGGCCUCCUCCCAGUUUGACAAUGACACUUUGCUGCUAUUUUGUGAUGUUGACUUGAUCUUCAGAGGAGACUUUCUCCAACGAUGCAGAGACAAUACAAUUCAGGGACAACAGGUAUACUAUCCGAUCAUCUUCAGCCAGUAUGACCCAAAGGUAACCAAUGGAGGAAAUCCUCCCAUAGAUGAUAAUUUUGUAUUCUCAAAGAAAACUGGAUUUUGGAGAGACUAUGGCUAUGGAAUCACCUGUAUUUACAAAAGUGAUCUUCUGGGUGCAGGUGGAUUUGAUACCUCAAUACAAGGCUGGGGACUGGAAGAUGUAGAUCUCUACAAUAAAGUGAUUCUGUCUGGUUUAAGGCCCUUCAGAAGUCAAGAAGUAGGAGUGGUGCAUAUUUUCCAUCCAGUUCAUUGUGAUCCUAACUUGGACCCUAAGCAAUAUAAGAUGUGCUUGGGAUCCAAGGCAAGUACUUUUGCCUCAACCAUGCAACUGGCUGAACUCUGGCUAGAGAAACAUUUGGGUGUCAGGUACAAUCGAACUCUCUCCUGA
Dipodomys ordii (Ord's kangaroo rat) is the source of this 2709-nucleotide messenger RNA. It is a transcript of the gene Chsy3, whose product is annotated as chondroitin sulfate synthase 3. The transcript has 4 exons. Gene Ontology annotation, cellular component: Golgi cisterna membrane. The coding region runs from base 1 to 2709 and encodes 902 amino acids. NCBI's taxonomy places the organism in Eukaryota, Metazoa, Chordata, Mammalia, Rodentia, Heteromyidae. The record is from RefSeq and is a predicted model, not a curated record. Gene Ontology annotation, molecular function: glucuronosyl-N-acetylgalactosaminyl-proteoglycan 4-beta-N-acetylgalactosaminyltransferase activity.